Molecule: messenger RNA, 1284 nt
Organism: Phragmites australis (common reed)
Lineage: Eukaryota; Viridiplantae; Streptophyta; Magnoliopsida; Poales; Poaceae
Product: zinc finger BED domain-containing protein RICESLEEPER 2-like
Exons: 5
Coding region: 1-1284 (427 amino acids)
Molecular function (GO): DNA binding; protein dimerization activity
Source: RefSeq, a predicted model, not a curated record
AUGGCAACCCCUGGGAGUAGCUCUCAAGUGCAAGCCUCUCAUGUAUCCGGUUCUCUUGUUCCUGCAUGUGGUACUGGAUCUAGUGAUGAAGACAUUAAUGUUGUGGACGUAUCGGAGGACGAAGAAGUUGCUACUGCUGCUAGCUCAAAGAGGAAGCUCACCUCAGCUGUUUGGAACGACUUCGAGAAAAGUUGGGAUCUUGAUCGGAGGGUAUCCAUUGUGACCCUUGACAAUUGUAGUACCAAUGACAACAUGAUUGGCCUAAUGGAGACAAGGCUUGGGGCAGCUAAUAUGCUAUUGAAAGGAAAGUGGCUGCAUAUGCGGUGCUGCGCACACAUCCUAAACCUCAUCGUCAAAGAUGGCAUGGAAGUCAUUGGAACUGCCGUUGCACACAUUCGAGAGAGUGUUGCCUAUUGGAUUGCUACACCAAAGAGGAAGGUUUUUGAACAUUUGGGUGAACUUGAUAGGAACUUUGUUUGCCCUCCAGAAAAUGAUUGGAUAUUUGCUACUACCAUUUUAUGUGAGAUUAAACUUAAAAUCAAUUCUUGGGGUCAUGAUGAAGAUGAAACUAUUAGGAAAAUGUCUGAUGCCAUGAUAGAAAAGUAUGAUAAGUAUUGGGCUGACAUCCACAGUCUUAUGGCUGUUACUGUUAUUCUUGAUCCACGUCUUAAGAUGACAAUGUUGCAUGCUUGCUACAUUGCUCUUUUUGGUGAAGAUGCAGCUGAAAAAUAUGUUACAGAGGCUCAUCAAUUGCUAACUGAUUUGAUGAAACAUUACCAAGUGAAAAACCAAGAGUUUGUAAGUACAUCAUCUAGUGGUGCUUCUUCUUCAGUUGGUGCAGCUGCUGUGUUGUCAAUUUUUAAAACCCUUGCUGCAAAUAAGAAGACUACUAGCUUUGUUAGAAGUAAGAAUGAGCUAGAUCGCUAUUUGGAUGACGAAACUCUUCCUCAUGAUGAGAAUGAUUAUUUUGAUGUCUUUGGUUGGUGGAAGUUGGAGGGAACUCGAUAUCCCACUUUGAGACUUAUUGCUCGUGACAUAUUGGCUAUUCCAAUCACCACAGUUGCUUCUGAAUCAGCCUUUAGCACUAGUGAGAGGAUUUUAAGUGAGCAUCGCAGCCGUCUUACUCCUAGAAUGUUGGAAGCUUUGAUGUGCAGCCAAAGUUGGCUUCGUCACACUCUCAAAGACGAAGGUGAUAGAAAGUUCAAUAGCUUCUGGUCAUGCCUUGAAGAUAUUGAAGAAGAAAUGAAGGAAGAAUCAUGCAUCACUACCAUUGACUCUGAUUAG